Molecule: messenger RNA, 1117 nt
Organism: Colletes gigas
Lineage: Eukaryota; Metazoa; Arthropoda; Insecta; Hymenoptera; Colletidae
Product: cyclin-dependent kinase 20-like
Exons: 5
Coding region: 73-1068 (331 amino acids)
Biological process (GO): protein phosphorylation
Cellular component (GO): nucleus
Molecular function (GO): ATP binding; cyclin-dependent protein serine/threonine kinase activity
Source: RefSeq, a predicted model, not a curated record
CGUAACCAUGGAAACAGUCCUAUCACCAAAAGUUACCAUACACCAAAGAAUAACAAAUUUUUAACAAUAAAUAUGGAUAGAUAUGUAGUCAUUGAAAAAAUUGGCGAAGGAGCACAGGGUAUAGUUUUGAAAGCACAGGACAUAGUAACAGAAAAGAAUGUAGCAUUGAAGAAAUUACUAUUAAAAAAUAUUGAAAAUGGUAUAUCCAUAUCUAUUAUGCGCGAGAUAAAAAUUUUACAGCAAUUAAAACAUCGUAAUGUUGUAAAAUUACUGGACGCCUUUGCCGUUGGGUUAGAUUUUAUAGUUGUCUUUGAAUAUAUGCCAAUAAGUUUGUGGGAAAUAAUAAAAGACAAUGAAAUAUCAUUGACAACUGUACAAGUGAAAACAUAUACAAAAAUGAUUUUAGAGGGUGUUGCGUAUAUACAUAAACAAAAUAUAAUACACAGGGAUUUGAAACCUGCCAAUUUACUAAUAAGCGAGAAAGGUAUUUUGAAGAUUGCUGAUUUCGGUUUGGGAAGAUUAAUGUGGAAAGACACGACAAAACCAUAUUCGCAUCAAAUUGCUACCAGAUGGUACAGAGCACCCGAAUUAUUGUACGGAGCAAAAUAUUAUACAGAAGCAAUCGAUAUGUGGUCUAUUGGUUGUAUUUUUGGUGAACUGCUUAACAAAUCACCAUUAUUUCCGGGUGAAACAGAUAUCGAACAACUGGCAAUAGUACUAAAAUAUCUGGGAUCUCCUACAUCAGAAACAUGGCCAGAGCUAAGUACACUGCCUGAUUUUAAUAAAAUCACAUUUCCAUAUCAUAAAGGAGUCACAUGGGAAAAUGUCGUUGAUGAUGCAGAACCUGAAGCAGUCGACCUUAUUAGUAAAAUUCUUAUUUAUAACUCAUCAAAACGUUUAACAGCUAGUGAAGCAUUAUGUCAUUUAUAUUUUUAUGUCAAACCUUAUACUUCAUUGAAAGAUUUAAUAAAACCGUCGGCUAAUCAACGGAAUCAAACGAAACAGAAAGAAAUAAACACAAAUAUUCAAGUCACCACACUCUUUGAAAAUAUAUUAGCUAUUACUUAACUUUGGGGUAACGAACUUCUUUUCCACCGGAAGUCCCGGAAGCCGCAGU